CCGAGUGCCCCACCGAGAUCUCUACCCCAGUGUCGCCUGCUCCCGGUCCCAAACGGGCUGGGCACGGGGGAAACCUGCCGGAGCCAUGGAGGACGAGGUGGUCCGCAUUGCCAAGAAGAUGGACAAGAUGGUGCAGAAGAAGAACGCGGCUGGAGCAUUGGGUUUGCUGAAGGAGCUUAAGAAUACUAUGACCCUGGAAUUAUUACAGUCCACAAGAAUUGGAAAGUCAGCAAAUGCUAUUCGCAAGCAGAGUACAGAUAAAGAAGUGACAUCUUUAGCAAAGUCUCUCAUGAAGUCUUGGAAAAAGUUACUAGAUGGACCAUCAACUGAUAAAGGUCCUGAAGAAAAGAAAAAAGAUACUGCAAUUACAUCACAGAAUAGCCCUGAAGCAAGAGAAGAAAGUCGCUCCAGUGGCAAUGCAAGCAGCAGAAAGGAUGAGACAAAUGCUCAAGAUACUUACGUGUCAUCAUUUCCUCGGGCACCAAGCACUUCCAACUCUGUACGGUUAAAGUGUAGGGAGUUGCUUGCUGCCGCUCUUCGAACAGGAGAUGACUACAUUGCUCUUGGAGCUGAUGAAGAAUUAGGAUCUCAAAUUGAGGAAGCUAUAUAUCAAGAAAUAAGGAAUACAGGCAUGAAAUACAAAAACAGAGUACAAAGUAGAAUAUCAAAUCUCAAGGAUGCAAAGAAUCCAAAUUUAAGGAAAAAUGUGCUGUGUGGCAAUAUCUCUCCUGACUUAUUGGCUAGGAUGACGGCAGAGGAAAUGGCUAGUGAUGAGCUCAAAGAGAUGAGGAAAAACUUGACCGCAGAAGCCAUCAGAGAGCAUCAGAUGGCCAAGACGGGCGGAACCCAGACUACUGACUUAUUCACAUGUGGCAAAUGUAAAAAGAAGAAUUGUACUUACACACAGCUACAAACUCGUAGUGCUGAUGAACCAAUGACAACAUGUGUUGUCUGCAAUGAAUGUGGAAAUCGAUGGAAGUUCUGUUGAGUUGGAAGAAUUGGGAAAAAGUCUGGACCACUGAGAAAAUGGAUUUUGUAACUGGCUUCAAAACUAGGCCAACAAAGUAGUUUAUCUGCAAAUCA
Molecule: messenger RNA, 1083 nt
Organism: Myotis davidii
Lineage: Eukaryota; Metazoa; Chordata; Mammalia; Chiroptera; Vespertilionidae
Product: transcription elongation factor A protein 1-like
Biological process (GO): DNA-templated transcription; transcription elongation by RNA polymerase II; positive regulation of transcription by RNA polymerase II
Cellular component (GO): nucleus
Molecular function (GO): zinc ion binding; nucleic acid binding
Source: RefSeq, a predicted model, not a curated record